AUGUGCCAGGGCAUUGCUGAGGAAUUGUGUGGUGCAGAGGCAGGACUUCAAGUUGCUAGGAGAGUUGGUCGUGCAAGUUUUGUACCGGUUGUGGCGGGUUCCAUGUUAUCUUUGCAUUUCUCCGUGCAUACUCUUAAAGUGACCGAAUGUUCUGUGAUGCCCUCUUUGAG
This is a messenger RNA of Acaulospora colombiana, 170 nucleotides long. The record is from the annotation of a GenBank genome assembly. Lineage: Eukaryota; Fungi; Glomeromycota; Glomeromycetes; Diversisporales; Acaulosporaceae.